UUUCAUAAAAAGCGUGCGAGUGGUUUAGGCUGUGUAUGUCAAACGUGGCGGAAUAAUAAUAAUAAAACUAACAAUUACAAUAGGUUGCCUUCGCACUUUGUGCUUGGCACCCUAAAAAUAAACAGUGUCUUGAUUGUGGUGCUGCGGUGCAGUCCUGAUAUUAGAGAUACGUCCGGUAUUGCAGGAACGCCAUUAAUAGGCAAUACAAAGAUUUGAUUAUUGCUACAAUGUCCAAAUCGGAGAAACGAAACUGAAGGUAAGGCAUUAGGAAUAUGAAACUUAGUCGAGUCUUUAUAAACCCACAGCAUCACUGCUGCUGAUAUGGAGAAGUUAAGAUUCUCACGGUGUCGCACAGAUCCAUCAUCCUGCUCUUUAGAGACUUUAGAUCGAAAAGCCGCUCGAUAUGGACAUUACAAUCACUCUUCUUGACGGGGAUUCCUUUCACCUCGCCGUGGCUUCAGGGACCACCGUGGGCUCGCUGAAACACCUCAUCCUUCAAAGCUUUAAACUCUCCCCGGAUAAGCUUUCGUACGACAAAGAAGGACAGAAAAUAAAUCUCAAUGAUGACUCGAGAUCUUUGAGUGCCUAUGGUGUGCCGGCCGGCGCCAAUAUCUUGAUGCUGCUCAAGAAUCCCAUGAGUGAGCCCACCACCAUCGAUAUUAUUCUGAAAACGUUGACGGGCCAGAGUCACGUCUACACCGUCCGACCUGGGGAGACGGUGGCCGAGUUUAAGCUCAAGGUUAAACAGCGGGAAGGAAUGGCCGUGGACCAACAAAGGCUGAUCCAUGAAGGCCAUCAGUUGGACGACGAGAGUCGUACACUGGAGUCCUAUAAUGUGAGCGCGGGGAGCACCAUCUACCUAAACGGACGGCUGAGGGGCGGCAAGGACUCGGGAGAAGACACCUAAAGAGAGGAGGCCAAUUGGCACGUAUAGGUGCGAUGUCUUAGUUUAGUCCCUUAUUGCAAGUUAACUUUCACAAUUAUUACAGGUUCAUAAAGAGAUUUGCCUUAAAAUCACUGGACUGCCUGAAGUUUACCAUGUUAGGAUUUGGUCAAAUAUAAUUUAUUAUAGGUUUGAGCUAGACCAUUUCCAGCCCAUAGGCAGACAAGGCAUAGCCUGAAGUUUAAAUGUCACUGUUAAUGCCACUUUUUUUGUUCACACUGUCUUAAUCAACUGAAUAACUUAUACAUUGAAUAAACAAUAAUGUAUUU
Molecule: messenger RNA, 1212 nt
Organism: Gadus chalcogrammus (walleye pollock)
Lineage: Eukaryota; Metazoa; Chordata; Actinopteri; Gadiformes; Gadidae
Exons: 2
Coding region: 404-907 (167 amino acids)
Biological process (GO): protein ubiquitination; modification-dependent protein catabolic process
Cellular component (GO): cytoplasm; nucleus
Molecular function (GO): protein tag activity; ubiquitin protein ligase binding
Source: RefSeq, a predicted model, not a curated record